GUGAUUUUAAACCUGUUUUUUAUCAGUUGAAAAAGAGAAUAAAAUCGAUAAGCACAGGUUUUAAAUGUUACUGAUACUCUUGAUUGCAUGAUGGAAAUCGAUGCCUUUCAAGGAUAAACGAUGGGUUUAGAAAUUGUUUUUACAUUUCUAAUAGUCAUUUCGACUGUUCAUAUGAUGCCCGAGAAACCUAAACUAGAAGAACCAGUAUCCUCAAAUGUACUUGCUUUGGAAUCUGUCAUAAACAGUCACCAUGGCGUCUUCUCUCAAAUGGUUGUCAAACCACUGUUGUCGCAGCUUGAAAAGAGGCCAGGUCUUUUGGACCAAAUGCGUGAAAAUGAGCUUGGAAUAAAAGUAAAGCAUGAAAGCGAAUCUGAUACUGUUAUAGACCCACAGUCAUUGGGACUGGAAUCCUUUCAUGGACUGAGGAUUAAAGUCAAACACAACGCUAAAUCUGAGUUUGAGGUCGAACCAUUUGUUUCAGAUAUGACUCCUUUUGAUUUGAUGAAUGUAGAAAUCACACGAAAAACAGAUACAAACACUAAACCUGAAAAAGGACCAAUGCCUACACAAUUCAGUAAACCACUGGAAUUGAUUGUUAUUGAUAAACAGAAUGAGCCAAAACUUUCUGCAGGCGUUUUCCCCACUAAUAGAGUUUUUGUGACCAGCAAUACGAAUACGCCAUCUUUACUAUAUGGAGGUCAAGAUGCAUCAAAUGUUCGAGAUAAUGUCAAAAUCGGCCUUAUCCAACCCACCAACGCUCAGGAUUUACAAGAUCAUUGUUAUGAAGUAUUUGGAAUAAUAAAAUGUAAUGGUAUUCCAAUACAACAGAUUAGGGAAUUUUCCGGUCGACAGCUCAUUGGAUCAAGCUAUCGUCGACAUUGGCAACCAAUGCGAUUCUCUCUUACAACAAAUAACCCCGAGGUAGUGCGAGUGCAGAAGAACAGAUUGAUUCACCGACCCUUUAUUUUACGUCCCGGGUUUUCUUAUUUUCCCAGAAUGUUUUUCAAACGACAACCAUAUUUUGUCGUGUAAAAUUAAAUUGUACUUUUUUCAAAGAAAUUAAUUAUAAAUG
Magallana angulata is the source of this 1072-nucleotide messenger RNA. RefSeq lists its product as uncharacterized. Bases 121 to 1032 code for a protein of 303 amino acids. NCBI's taxonomy places the organism in Eukaryota, Metazoa, Mollusca, Bivalvia, Ostreida, Ostreidae. The transcript has 4 exons. The record is from RefSeq and is a predicted model, not a curated record.